CUGUCUCGAUCUACCUCAUGAUCUACCUCAUACUCCCUUCAGAGGCCACCGGUCUUCCAAAAGACUCUCGUUUCCCUGUAUCCAACCACCUAUAGUGUGACAGGUCUUUGCAGUGUGUGCCCCGUACCCUCAUCCUUCUGGACCACAUCUUUGAGGGUCUCCAUAGCCCAGGAGUCAACGCUCAUACUUCAAAACUGGCAUUCUAGGCCCUUCCCAAGUCUAACCCAACUCAUCUCCAUGACUCCUCACAAGAUAUUCCUGGAACUCCUCGCCGUAUCUACACAAGGCUUCUGGCAACCUCCAACAUGGGGAUUUCAUGUCUGCCUGCCUGUGUGUACCCUGGGAUGCUGACCACCCCUUAUUGUCUAACUCUUCCUCAUUCUGUAUAAACUGUCUCUGCCAUCCACCCUGAUGCUCACUCUCUACCUAGAUCCCACCCUGGAGCUCAUCCAGUGAAAAGCAAGCUUGGCUGAUUUGGCCAAGGAAUUUUCCAGUGUCCACUGUGUGUCUGAAGUCAAGAAGGAUAAUGAAGAUGUUUGGAAAAAGGAAAUGGGAGAGGAAGUCCAAGGGCAGCCGGGCAGCCAGCCCGCACCAGGAGUGUGAGUACCUGCAGAUGAUUGAGAUACAACGUCAGCAGUGCCUGGAGGAGGCCCAGCUGGAGAACGAAACCACAGGCUGCAGCAAGAUGUGGGACAACCUCACCUGCUGGCCAACAACCCCUUGGGGCCAGGUGGUAGUCCUGGACUGCCCUCUCAUCUUUCAGCUCUUUUCCCCAGUUCACGGCUAUAACAUCAGCCGCAGCUGCACUGAAGAAGGCUGGUCACAACUGGAGCCUGGCCCCUACCACGUUGCCUGCGGCCUGAAUGACAGGGCAUCUAGUCUGGAUGAGCAGCAGCAGACUGAGUUCUACAAUGCCGUGAAGACCGGCUACACCAUCGGCUACAGCUUGUCCCUUGCCAGCCUCCUGGUUGCCAUGGCUAUCUUGAGCCUGUUCAGGAAGCUGCACUGUACCCGAAACUACAUCCACAUGCAUCUCUUCAUGUCCUUCAUCCUGAGGGCCACUGCCGUCUUCAUCAAAGACAUGGCCCUCUUCAACAGCGGGGAGAUGGACCACUGUUCCGAGGCCUCGGUGGGCUGCAAGGCAGCAGUGGUUUUCUUCCAGUAUUGUGUCAUGGCCAACUUCUUCUGGCUGCUGGUCGAGGGCCUCUACCUAUACACCCUGCUGGCCGUCUCCUUCUUCUCUGAGAGGAAGUACUUCUGGGGGUACAUACUCAUCGGCUGGGGAGUGCCCAGUGUGUUCAUCAUGAUAUGGACAAUUGUCAGGAUCCAUUUUGAGGAUUUCGGGUGCUGGGACACCAUCAUCAACUCCUCACUGUGGUGGAUCAUAAAGGCCCCCAUCCUCAUCUCCAUCUUGGUGAACUUCAUCCUGUUUAUCUGCAUCAUCCGAAUCCUGGUUCAGAAACUGCGGCCACCCGACAUUGGGAAGAACGAUAGCAGCCCGUACUCGAGGCUGGCCAAGUCCACACUUCUGCUCAUCCCCCUGUUUGGAGUUCACUAUGUCAUGUUUGCCUUCUUCCCUGACAACUUUAAGGCCCAGGUGAAAAUGGUCUUCGAACUUGUCGUGGGGUCUUUCCAGGGUUUUGUGGUGGCCAUCCUCUACUGCUUCCUCAAUGGCGAGGUGCAGGCGGAGUUGCGGCGGAAGUGGCGGCGUUGGCAUCUGCAGGGCGUCCUGGGCUGGAGCUCCAAAUCCCAGCACCCGUGGGGAGGCAGCAACGGCGCCACGUGCAGCACGCAGGUGUCCAUGCUAACCCGCGUCAGCCCGAGCGCGCGCCGCUCCUCCAGCUUCCAAGCAGAGGUCUCCCUGGUCUGACCGCCAGAGGCCGCCAGGCCCCUUCGCACCCUCCCCACGCCUGCCCCUGGAGCAGAGGUCUGCAGCGACGUCGCUGGCUCCAGCCUUUCGUAGGGACACACGCCUUUGCUGCAGCCAGGACCCAGUCCGUCUAUGCUAGCUGGAGAGCAGGGAGGUCUAACCCAGGAGAAUGCAAGGAGGAUCAAACUCCACCUCUCAAGGCCGCUCUGCCAGUCAUGCGCACAAGAUCCGCAUUCACCUCCUGGAAAGCAAACCGCCUGCCCUUAAAGCUUUGGAACUCUGUCCGUGCCUAGAAUUCCACUGGGGCGCUCAAGUCGCUUUGGGUUAAGCGUUGCCAUUGAGACUCCUCUCUGAGGAUGCAGCACCCUCCCUGCGUUUAUCUGCCAGCUCUUCCGGGUGGGUGAGUUCUUCUACCUCAGGCAGAUAAGGUUGUGACCUGGAGUUUCAGUUUGGGGAUUACAGCUGUGUUGUAGUCCUCCCUCAGGAUGGAAUUGUCCCAGUGUAUCGUCAGACCUGGGAGCUCAGGGACUUACCUCUGGGGAGGGAGGGAGAAGACAACCCCAGCCAGUGCUCACCAAGUGACUUUGUCCAUCAAAUAGGACCAGUCCCACUAGCCUUAUGCAUAACCAAAGCAAUAUGGAGCUGCCCACUCUGGGCGCUCAUCUACACACCAAGUACUGCUGCAAGGGUCAGAGGCAUGAACACACAGGCCCCUUGAUCCUGAAGUCACCCUGACAUCACUGGUAGUGACAGAGUCAGGCAUCCUUUCCUGUCACUAAAGACUACCUGGAUUCUCUUGGGGUCAUAUUACCACCCCAACGCUGUUGCCACCCUCAGUCUCCAGUUCCUGUGGAGAGUGAUUGAGUAUGCCGAUGACAUAAAAGCCUGGGGGGGGGGGGUCAAGGCAUCUUAUGCCUCCCUCCACCCUUAUAUCAAUAUGGCUUCUAAUCUAAGCUGGUGUCAGUAGCUCCCCCCACCCCCGGAAUUGCACCAGGCUUGUAUGACAAUAAACACUGGCUCUAACAGGCUUAGUUCCCCUGGCCACUGUGGGUCUCCUGCUUCUUCUAAGCAGCUGUGUCACCUCUGCUCAGGUGAGAGAUGACCCCACUAAACCUACCACCUUCUGACUUUGGGCAGGAGCCCCACACAAGAGCCUUUGAUUCACAUGUGAGUGUGAAGAGGUUGUGACAGGGGUCCUGGUAUGACCCUCUCUCCCCUAAACCCAUCAGGAAAGAGACAGAUUCUGCCUCAGACCGAAUCAAAGCAGCCAACAGAGCUGUCACAAACAGCAAGAGUUCACGAUCAUUCCUGAAAACACAGCAAACAGGAAACGCGGCAACCAGGUCGCUGCUAGCUAUGAGCCAACCAAGAGGGUUCAAUCAGUGGAGAUUUCCCAGCACCAGUCAGUGAGAAGAGGCCGUGUGGCUAACGGAAAAGAGUAGACACAGCAGUGGGGCAAAGCAGGUGACAUUUGGUCGGUCAGUGAGAGAUAGCUAGCUCCCAAGGGUUUGUGCAAACACACUUGUGUAAACUUGUGGAUGUCAGGCUGGUGUCAGAAGCCAGAAUGGGCGUACAGAUCUGCCUGCAAUUCUCCAUUCAAAGUCUGCUGCCCCCAGUACCAACCCCAUGCCUAAACAAAUGGGACCAGGAUUCCCCCAGCAGUGCUGUGUUGUGGCACAGGGCCCUGGGAGGGGAGCAGUUACCAGCCAAGAAAACAAAGUGAGUAAAAUGUGUUCAAGAGAGGAAAGGCAGAGUUAGGAAGUGAGAGGCUCAGUGGAGGGCACGGAAUAAAGAGAGACUGGGAGGCUUGGGUGAGGAGCUAAGAAAACUUGUGCUGGCAUUCUAGGUUAAUGACAGUCAGGGACUUUCAGGUUGGGUAUCAUAGUCCCUUCUUCCUCUGCCAGGCACCUGUCUAGCAGGCAAACUCAUCUCUUUCGCCACCUAGUGGACACUUCAAAGACUUGACCAACUUUGGCCACCUUAGAGCUUCACACUGUCAAAUAGGUCUCGCACUGGGAGACAACCAACACAGAAAGCAGGGCUCCAUACUGAGCUCCCAAGAGUGAUCUGUGGGUCAGCCUAGGGCUAGCCCCACACUUCACCCUCAGGUCAAACCACUGGCUCUGUGUGAGUCUUGCCUUGACCCAAAAGAGCCUGACUGAACCUAGCUCCUGGUGGCUCCUUAAAACCGAACCCUACCCACAGUCUUCAAGGGCAAAGGUUGGUUAGCUGAAGUGGGUAUGGACAGAAAGCUGCACCAUCCGAGCCCGGAGGAGGCCGUUCGUUCUGUGGGGAAGGCAGUCCUCCCACUGUGGACUAGCAGAACAGCCCUGAUGUGUUUGAGGGCUAGGAGAUGUCUUAGAGUCCCAAGGAAAUGUGUUGACACCCAAGUUUGUGGGCACUUGCCAGUAGAGACAAAGAGAAGGUCUAUCAGAUAAGGCUGAGAGAUGGGAAGUGGUUGGUUAACGCAGAGAAUGACCCAGGUCUGGAAAGGGUGCCAGGCCAUCAACAGGAAAGGGAGGUCAGUCGGUGAGACAAUAGCCUGGUUUGGAACACGCUGAAUGUUAUGUCUGUGAGAUAUCUGAGAAGAGCCUCUCUAAGGCUGUAACAAAUAGACCUAAAGGGACAGAAGGUGGGAAGAUCAAGGCAGCUCCUUUGGAAGGAACAGUGAGUGUUCAGGCAAGUCCCCAGGAACCCCAUGGGGGGUGCUGGGCACAGUUGGGAGAGGAGGCUGACUCAGCCCUUCCGUGCUAGCUGCCACACAGGGUCUGUUUUAAUGAGCAGUGGCCAGCUUCCCUACCCCCAUGUGGGAACAGGAACAGCUCUUAUCUCUCUGGGGGAAGGGCUAGGGGUGGGGCCACAGCUGGCAGUCAUUAAACACCCUGCUCUAGUCAGGGAUGGCCAAGAUAUUAAUAGCCCUGGGAGUCUAUGGCCCUGAAGACUUGGCCUCCCAGGAAAAGGACAGAGCAACCGCAGCAGGCCAGAGGGAUGCGUCAGGAGGCCAUCUUGGCAAUGCCCCAGCCUCCACACAAGGCGGAUGGGAUAACCAGAAAAUAGAGAAAGAAAAGUCAUUGUAGAGGUAGAUGUUGAACCCAACUUUCCAAAUCCCCUGGUCGUGCCUCAGAUAUGCUAUAUAUUGUCAAACAUGGGGUCAUUUGGCUGUGCCCUACCUGGGGACGCAAAAAGAGUCACUCUGGUUAGCAGUCUCGAUUCUGUCUUGACAUAUUGUUUAUCCUGUAUUUUUGCAUUAAUUUUGAUAUUUUAAAAUACUGCAUUAAAAUAUUAUUUACCUUGA
This is a messenger RNA of Mastomys coucha (southern multimammate mouse), 5165 nucleotides long. RefSeq names its product vasoactive intestinal peptide receptor 1 (gene Vipr1). Lineage: Eukaryota; Metazoa; Chordata; Mammalia; Rodentia; Muridae. Bases 527 to 1870 code for a protein of 447 amino acids. The transcript is spliced from 13 exons. The record is from RefSeq and is a predicted model, not a curated record. Gene Ontology annotation, molecular function: G protein-coupled peptide receptor activity; vasoactive intestinal polypeptide receptor activity; peptide hormone binding. Gene Ontology annotation, cellular component: plasma membrane. Gene Ontology annotation, biological process: adenylate cyclase-modulating G protein-coupled receptor signaling pathway; cell surface receptor signaling pathway.